AUGAAGGCUGUAGCUCUCUUCAUUUGUCUUGUAGGAUCAGCUGUUGCUAUUCCAACCCACCCCUUAAACUACAAACUCAGAGCCCAUGGACAGAAAACUCCAGAAAAGACUGAAGAUAUCCGUCCUGAAGCUCCAAAGGAAGAGAAUGCAGGAUAUGUAGAGAAGAGUUAUUUGUUUCCUAGUCAUAAAAAUCUAAAACCAGAGGUAUCAAUACCAGACACUGAGCACAGGGAUGAGCUCCAGACCACCAGAAAACAAGGAAAAAUUGGUAGUGAGCAUCAAGCAAAAAAUAGCCUAAAAAGCAUCAAUUUCCUUGUGCUGCACAAUAAACCAGGUCUGGCUUCUGAUAACCAGGACAGUGACUCUGGAAGCAGUAGCACAGAACAGUCCAGCUCAGAUCAUUAUCAGGUCAGGAGGCAUGAGAAACACAGCAAUAUAGCCAUUCAACAUGUUCUUGGCAAUGGGGAAAAUCCAGUGGGUGCUCUUAGUCUGGAUCGUGAGCAUAACAUGUGGAAAUACAAUAAAAAUACAGUUGGCCCAUCUGAAAAAAACAGUGAAAGUGAUGACAAAAGAAGUGUGGAAGAAGAGGAUGAGGAAUGGGGUGAAGAAACUGACUACAGGGUUAUGAAGCACAGAGGCCCUCAGACAAAUCAAAGUAAUCAAUACAAAAGACAGCAAAAUGGAAACAGUAUGCAAUCUGAUGAAAUCCUGGGAGACUCCAGUCACUCAAUCCACAUAACCAAGAGACAUAGUAAGAAUUUUGGCCUAGAGGAAGAAGAGAGGGAGAACAGCCAGAAGCUGCCCUAUGAAGAAAUCCCUCUCUCUCAAAAAUCCCUUAACAAAGAUCCGGAUGUCAAACAACAAAGUCAAGACAAUACUCAGGUAAACUAUCAGAGUUAUCAUGACACAGGAGUGAAAAGACAAGACACAGAGGACAGUAAUGUUGAUGAUGAUGGUCAGGAUAGUGGUGAUGUUGAUAGUGAGGAAGAUCUCAGCAAUAUCUGGAAGGAAGCAGGCUAUGAGGAAGAAGAGAGAAUCCAAAAAAAUGACCAGGAGAGCGCCAGUACUGAGCACGAAGGGGAAGGUACCACCAGAGAUGACACAACAGUUUAUAAAGAGAUCGAAGAUUACCAAGAUAUCAAGAUUGAAGACUUUAUUCACUCUGAACAGGAUGAUUACAAUCAUGAGCCACCAAGUUCUGACAGUGACCAGCAACUGGAAACUAGUAGCUCUGUUCAGAGCAUGAAUUCAAUGGAAAGUGAAGAUAAGGUUAAGACUGCAGGUAGCUCCAAUGGUGAGAUGCAAAGUGCAAGCAAGAGAAGUGAGAAGGCUCUCCUGGGGUCAUGCAGGAACUUCCACUGCAAGCAAGGUAAAGUCUGCCAUGUGGACAAACAUGGGAAAUCCAGCUGCAUUUGCCAAGAUCCUGCUGCUUGCCCUUCCACCAAAGACUAUGAGCGUGUUUGUGGUACGGAUAAUAAGACUUAUGACGGCACAUGUCAACUCUUUGGCACAAAAUGUCAACUUGAAGGGACAAAACUGGGACGCCAGUUGCACCUAGACUAUAUGAGCUCCUGCAAAUACAUCCCCAACUGUACCGAUUACGAAGUGAAACAGUUCCCCCUCCGGAUGCGAGACUGGCUUAAAAACAUCCUAAUGCAAUAUUAUGAACAUGAUCUGGACACUUCAGGAUUUCUAACUGAAAAGCAAAGGAGUAAGAUAAAAAAAAUCUACCAGGAUGACAAGCGCCUCAUGGCUGGUGACCACACAGUUGAGCUACUCCUACAUGACUUUGAAAAAAAUUACCACAUGUAUGUGUAUCCCGUGCACUGGCAGUUUCAUCAGCUUGAUCAGCACCCCAUUGACAGAUUAUUAACGCAUUCAGAGCUCGCACCCUUGAGAGCCUCCCUUGUUCCCAUGGAACACUGCAUAACCCGGUUCUUCCAGGAGUGUGAUGGAGAUCGAGACAAACUCAUUGCUUUGAAGGAAUGGUGUCACUGCUUUGGGAUUAAGGAAGAAGACACAAAUGAAAAUCUCCUGUUCUGAGUCUACCUGAGCAGAAUCCCAGUGCUGCAGUUAAACUGGUGAAAUAUAUUAAUUCUGUUUAUUUCUGUAAUUAACAGCUUCAUAGUUUUCAAGACAAAGGUGGCAUAAGGUUCAUUGCAUUCUUAUCAAAGAACGCAUCUGCAGAAAAGUUCUACAUUCGCUAACAGCAGGAUAAAACCUGUUCCAUGUGGUUCACAGCUAAACAAGCAGUGUUUUGCCCCACAUGUAUCCAUGAUCUCUUUGAACUAAUAAACAGUACUAAUCUGAUGACUGAGCUGUUCACAAAAGUCUUCAGUAAAAUUAUAGGAUGUGGAUUUUACCAUAUAUUGGGGAAAAUUACCUUGAAAUAGGUCUUGUUUCCUUUAUUUACUGUAUGGUCAGUUUAACAU
This is a messenger RNA of Colius striatus (speckled mousebird), 2432 nucleotides long. It is a transcript of the gene SPARCL1, whose product is annotated as SPARC like 1. Bases 1 to 2043 code for a protein of 680 amino acids. The transcript has 10 exons. Gene Ontology annotation, biological process: anatomical structure development. Gene Ontology annotation, molecular function: extracellular matrix binding; protein binding; calcium ion binding. The record is from RefSeq and is a predicted model, not a curated record. Lineage: Eukaryota; Metazoa; Chordata; Aves; Coliiformes; Coliidae.